AGCUCAUAGUGGUUUAGAGCUCCCAAUAACCAAGAUGAACUGCAAGACUGAAGUCCUCAUUGUCGCUGUGCUCUUCUUCCUGCUGGCCUGUGUGGAAUGUCAGUUGACAUUCUCGCCGGAUUGGGGCAAACGUUCGGUGGGUGGUGCUGGCGGUGCCGGUGGCUUCUUUGAGCCACAGCAGGGCAAUUGCAAAACCUCCAACGAAAUGCUGCUCGAAAUCUUUCGAUUCGUUCAAUCGCAGGCGCAACUCUUUCUCGACUGCAAGCACCGGGAAUAAAUCAACGAGGAUCGCGACUGGACAACACUGAGAAAUCCAAAUUAUAUACUCCAAUACUCCACUCUAUAUAUAUAGUUCAUAUUCGAUGUAUGCAUGUUGUAUGUACGAGUACACGAGGUAGUCGUAGUCGGCAUUUAGAUUUAGAGCAUAUUUUCCGUUUCGUCUCUCUCAAUGUAAACCGAAAUACUAUUUUAGCCUAACUGUGCCUAACUAAAAAGCCAAAAACUCAAUAAAUAAGCGCAUCCGAAAAUA
Drosophila arizonae is the source of this 529-nucleotide messenger RNA. RefSeq names its product Adipokinetic hormone (gene Akh). Lineage: Eukaryota; Metazoa; Arthropoda; Insecta; Diptera; Drosophilidae. Gene Ontology annotation, molecular function: hormone activity. The record is from RefSeq and is a predicted model, not a curated record. Gene Ontology annotation, cellular component: extracellular region.